AUGAUCCUUCCCCGCGGGCUUGUUUCGUGCAAUCGAUUACACUACUACCACGGAAUACAUGUGGAUACCCGCACACCUGGUGCUGGGAGGGAGGAGAGGGAGGAGAGGGAGGAGAGGGAGGAGAGGGAGGAGAGGGAGGAGAGGGAGGAGAGGGAGGAGAGGGAGGAGAGGGAGGAGAGGGAGGAGAGGGAGGAGAGGGAGGAGAGGGAGGAGAGGGAGGAAUAG
This is a messenger RNA of Pseudogymnoascus destructans, 225 nucleotides long. RefSeq lists its product as uncharacterized. The transcript is spliced from 2 exons. The record is from RefSeq and is a predicted model, not a curated record. The coding region runs from base 1 to 225 and encodes 74 amino acids. NCBI's taxonomy places the organism in Eukaryota, Fungi, Ascomycota, Leotiomycetes, Thelebolales, Thelebolaceae.